Messenger RNA from Lutra lutra (Eurasian river otter), 1327 nucleotides. It is a transcript of the gene RRP7A, whose product is annotated as ribosomal RNA processing 7 homolog A. The transcript has 7 exons. Gene Ontology annotation, cellular component: UTP-C complex; CURI complex. Gene Ontology annotation, molecular function: nucleic acid binding. Bases 48 to 890 code for a protein of 280 amino acids. The record is from RefSeq and is a predicted model, not a curated record. Gene Ontology annotation, biological process: ribosomal small subunit assembly; rRNA processing. Lineage: Eukaryota; Metazoa; Chordata; Mammalia; Carnivora; Mustelidae.
CGCCGGACUGCAACUCCCAGCGGCCCCCGCGGCUUCCGGUUGGCAAGAUGGUGGCGCGCAGGAGGAAACGUGGGUCGCGGGAUCCGGAGCAGGGGAUUCUGAGCCCGCCGGGUUACUCAGCCAUCCCGAUCAAGUUCUCGGAAAAGCAGCAGGCUUCUCACUACCUCUAUGUGAGAGAGCACAGAGUUCGAGAAGGCACCAAGUCUUCCUGGCCUCAGAAGCGGACCCUUUUUGUCCUCAAUGUGCCCCCAUACUGCACAGAGGAGUGCCUGUCCCGCCUCUUCUCCCCCUGCGGCCCCGUCCAGUCCGUGCAGUUGCAGGAGAAGCCAGACCUCACUGACAGCGCAGAGGAGCCAAAGUCAAAGUUUUUUCACCCCACGCCCGUUCUGGGCUUCCAGGUGGCCUACGUGGUGUUCCAGAAGCCAGGCGGGGUGUCUGCUGCCUUAGUCCUCAAGGGCCCUUUACUGGCCUCGACAGAGAGUCACCCUGUGAAGAGCGGCAUCCACAAGUGGAUCAGCAGCUACGCAGACUCGGUGCCAGACCCUGAGGCCUUGAGGGCCGAAGUGGACACGUUCAUGGAGGCGUAUGACAAGAGGAUAGCUGAGGAGGAGGCCAAGGCCAAGGAGGAGGAAGGGGUUCCGGACGAGGAGGGCUGGGUGAAGGUGACCCGUCGCGGCCGGCGGCCCGUGCUGCCACGGACGGAGGCGGCCAGCCUGCGGGUGCUGGACAGGGAGAGGCGGAAGCGCGCCCGCAAGGAGCUGCUCAACUUUUACGCCUGGCAGCACCGAGAGACCAAGAUGGAGCAUCUAGCCCAGCUGCGUAAGAAGUUCGAGGAGGACAAGCAGAGGAUCGAGCUGAUGCGGGCACAGCGCAAGUUCCGACCCUACUGAGCCGAGCUGGUCCUGGGGCCCCACAGAGAGGGGCGGUGAGCGGUGGCGGUGUGUGGCUGGGAGGACAUGAAGGCCUGGAACACUCGUCCCAGACUGCCCAGGCCUGGGGGCUGCCACACCACCCCCCCCCCCCCCCGAUCUGAGUGCCCACGGUGUGGGGGAGGACAGGACCCCCCCCCCCGGUUCUGAGGCUGCAGCAGUGUGGGGGGCGCAGUGCUGGUGAGGCCUGCCUGGCGGGGGGUACCCACAGGCCGCAGGGAGCCACCAGCCCAGGCCGUGGUUGCUUCCCUCUCCCAGUUUGUCUGUUCCCAGUCUGCCCCAGGCCUUUGGUCUCCAUCUGAGUGUCCGCUGUAUUCUCCCUUCCCCUCCGUGGAAGAGCCCCCGUGGAGAUGGGACAGCCUCAGAAGCAUACAAGCACGUUUUAUUUUUCGUCUGGC